Megalops cyprinoides (Indo-Pacific tarpon) is the source of this 3155-nucleotide messenger RNA. It is a transcript of the gene ebf3a, whose product is annotated as EBF transcription factor 3a. Bases 761 to 2563 code for a protein of 600 amino acids. Gene Ontology annotation, biological process: regulation of transcription by RNA polymerase II. The transcript has 16 exons. Gene Ontology annotation, molecular function: RNA polymerase II cis-regulatory region sequence-specific DNA binding; DNA-binding transcription factor activity, RNA polymerase II-specific. The record is from RefSeq and is a predicted model, not a curated record. NCBI's taxonomy places the organism in Eukaryota, Metazoa, Chordata, Actinopteri, Elopiformes, Megalopidae.
AUCUCACUACAUUGUAAGGAAAAAGUGGAGCUGGUGUUCUCAGGUUGCGGUUAUAAUAGUCUGUACUAGCAGCGCCGAACGGCGCCGAGCAGACAGAAAUUGUCAGUCUCCCAUAUUUGGUCAAAGCCACGCCCAUAGCGCGUCAUAUUCUGACAGCGCGGAUCCCGUGGGUUUAGAGUUUUGGCUCCCGGGAAAGGUUCCAUUCCUAGGGGAUAGAGGGCUGAGUUUUGUAUGCUUCCAUCCAUUCUGCAAGACGCUAAAGGCCCCUCAUCAACCUCUCCUGUGUCCGGGAACACCUCCAUGGUAAUCAUUUUUUCGUUUAUUUGUCUUUUGGAGCAGGAGCGCCGUGCCAGAAGUGGUCGAUUCAGCAGUGUCCUGAAGGUUUUUUGAUGCUGUUGCAGGAGGAUGACACCACACUGAGAACAUCACCAAAACACAAGUUACAAAAAUACUUCUUUUUUAAUAUUAUUAUUAAAAACAAAAAAACAAACAACUACAAAAAAGCGCAUCUCUAGUUGAGCGACUUCUCCAACGGAAGGAUAACGUUCCAACUAGCUGCUGAAGUACAGUAGCGCUCUCUGUGUAAAUUGUUUAUGUCGUGCCAACACAGGACGGACUGAAGAAGGAAACAAGACUUGUGAACUGGGUUUUCUCUCUACAGAUCACUCAAGAGCAAACUCAGACUUACCUUCCCGAUAACCGAGGAAAAAAAAUAUUUCACAGAUUUGGUCGGAGCUGGUUUUGCACAAAAACUGUUUUAAUGUUUGGGAUUCAGGAAAAUAUUCCGAGAGGAGGGACGACAAUGAAAGAGGAACCGCUGGGCAGUGGGAUGAAUCCGGUCCGAUCGUGGAUGCACACAGCUGGGGUAGUGGAUGCUAACACAGCCGCCCAGAGCGGUGUAGGUUUGGCUCGGGCACAUUAUGAAAAGCAACCGCCAUCCAACCUCAGAAAAUCCAAUUUUUUCCACUUCGUCCUGGCUCUGUAUGACAGACAGGGGCAACCCGUGGAGAUCGAAAGGACAGCUUAUGUGGACUUUGUGGAGAAGGAGAAAGAACCAAACAGUGAAAAAACUAACAAUGGGAUUCAUUACAAACUACAGUUAUUGUACAGCAAUGGUGUCAGAACAGAGCAGGAUCUUUACGUACGACUAAUCGAUUCCAUGACAAAACAGGCUAUUAUUUAUGAAGGCCAAGACAAAAACCCAGAGAUGUGCCGAGUCCUCCUCACACACGAAAUUAUGUGCAGUCGGUGCUGUGACAAAAAGAGCUGUGGCAACAGGAACGAGACUCCCUCGGACCCAGUGAUCAUUGACAGAUUCUUUUUGAAAUUCUUCCUCAAGUGCAAUCAGAACUGCUUGAAGAAUGCAGGCAACCCGCGGGACAUGCGCAGAUUCCAGGUUGUUGUAUCGACAACAGUCAAUGUGGACGGGCACGUCCUGGCUGUCUCGGACAACAUGUUCGUACACAACAACUCCAAGCAUGGCAGAAGGGCUCGCCGUCUAGACCCUUCAGAAGGUACGGCUCCUUAUCUGGAGAAUGCAGCUACCCCGUGCAUAAAAGCCAUCAGCCCCAGCGAAGGGUGGACCACGGGCGGAGCCACCGUCAUCAUCAUCGGCGACAACUUCUUUGAUGGCUUGCAAGUCGUGUUCGGGACGAUGCUUGUGUGGAGUGAGCUGAUAACACCCCACGCCAUCCGGGUACAGACCCCACCCAGACACAUUCCGGGCGUGGUGGAAGUCACCCUCUCCUACAAAUCCAAGCAGUUCUGCAAAGGGGCGCCUGGGCGGUUCGUGUAUACCGCUUUGAAUGAACCAACUAUUGACUACGGCUUCCAGAGGUUGCAGAAGGUCAUUCCGAGACAUCCAGGUGAUCCAGAAAGGUUACCUAAGGAGGUAUUACUGAAGAGAGCCGCUGACCUUGUGGAAGCACUGUACGGAAUGCCCCACAACAACCAGGAGAUUAUCCUGAAGAGGGCGGCCGACAUCGCGGAGGCCCUGUACAGCGUACCUCGCAAUCACAACCAGAUCCCGUCGCUCGCCAACACCGCGUCCCACGGAGGAAUGAUGGGAGUCAAUUCCUUCAGCAGCCAGCUGGCAGUCAACGUCUCAGAGACAUCUCAGGGUAAUGACCAGGUGGGAUACAGCCGUAACACCAGCAGCGUGUCUCCACGUGGGUAUGUUCCCAGCAGCACCCCGCAGCAGUCCAACUACAACACAGUAAGCAACAGCAUGAACGGGUACGGCAACGCGGGCAUGCCCAACUUGGGGGUGCCCAGUUCGCCGGGAUUCCUCAACGGGUCCUCCGCCAACUCCCCCUACGGCAGUAAGUAUCAAGUAGUGCCGUCGAGCCCUACCAUGGCAGCCUCUUCGGUCAGCCUCUCGUCAAACUGUAGCAGUACACACGGCAUUUUCUCAUUCUCACCUGCCAAUGUCAUCUCUGCAGUGAAACAAAAGAGCGCCUUUGCCCCCGUUGUCAGGCCCCAAGCCUCUCCACCUCCCUCUUGCACCAGUGCAAAUGGCAAUGGACUUCAAGCUAUGUCCGGGCUGGUCGUCCCUCCAAUGUAAACUGCACUUGCCCAUUCUCUUAAAGCCCCAAUCUUCACAAAACGGGCUUCACUGGACAUAUUUAGUACAUGCAGAAGAUUCUGGUUGAAUCAGUGUCACCAAUCACAAAUAGAAUCAACAACUAAUUCUGUUAUUCAGAAGAAGAAAAAAGAAAAAAAAAAACAAAAAAGAGAGACUUUGUUUCCAAGAUUUUAUUCAAAUGAAUAUGAAUUAACAUGCAAGCGACUUCUUCAUGAACAAUUCCAUUUUAUUGACUGAAUUUCUUGUCAUAUUUUCACAUUUCUCAGUCUUGAAGAAAAAAAGGAAGAAAAAAAACGGCUAUUUUGUAUAAACGUUUCUGGUUUCAUCUUGGCUAUGUCUAGUUCUUGUUCUGUAUCGGGAGAAACUCUGAUGAAAACACUGAUGAAAAACGCCUCUCUUAAAACGAUGCACAGUGUUUGUGUAUCUCUAUAAUGUGAAUUUAUUUCUUUUUCUUUCUCUUUUUUUAAUUUGUGGUAAGAAAAAAGGGGGCCAAGAAAGGGUGAGCCAUUAAACUGGAAAUAAUAUAAAAUAUAUGAUUUUAAAAAAAGACAAAAAAACAAACAUAAACAUG